CUUUUUCAGUGGAGAGGAUGGAGGAAAGGGGGAAUUAGUGGCUCCUCUUCAGUCGCUCUUCGCACAGCGUCUUGAUAAUCAGAGAGCGCAUCCUCAGCAGAGAUUUUUCAUGGGAACAAAACGGCUUAAAAUGACCCGGGGAGUGAUCACUGAUCUGCUGCACAAGGCUUGAAUCCACCGAGAAACCCCAUGGAGCAGGAUGUGGAGAGCCCAAUAAUCAGAAAGCCCAAGUUGCCAAAGCAGGCUCGAGAGGACCUGCCUAAACAGCUGGCAGAAGUCGACCGAGCGAAAAAGAUCCAGCGGUAUGUCCAGAAGGAUGGAAAGUGCAACGUCCAUCACGGAAACGUUCGAGAGACGUACCGCUAUCUGACAGACAUUUUUACCACACUGGUAGAUCUCAAAUGGAGGUUUAAUCUCUUCAUCUUUGUGUUGGUAUACACGGUGACAUGGCUCUUCUUUGGCUUCAUGUGGUGGCUUAUUGCCUACCUCCGGGGUGAUCUGGACCAUAUAGCAGACAACCAGUGGACUCCGUGUGUCAAUAACCUGAACGGGUUUGUAUCAGCGUUUCUGUUCUCCAUUGAAACAGAGACCACCAUUGGUUAUGGAUAUAGAGUUAUCACGGACAAAUGCCCCGAGGGAAUAGUUCUGCUUUUAGUUCAGUCAGUGCUGGGAUCUAUCGUGAAUGCCUUCAUGGUGGGUUGCAUGUUUGUUAAGAUCUCGCAGCCCAAGAAACGAGCUGAGACACUAGUGUUUUCCACCAAUGCGGUCAUCUCCAUGAGAGAUGGACGGCUGUGCCUGAUGUUCAGAGUUGGAGACCUCCGAAACUCGCACAUCGUUGAGGCUUCAAUCAGGGCCAAGCUUAUCAAGUCUAAGCAGACCAAGGAGGGGGAGUUCAUCCCUUUGAACCAGACAGAUAUAAACGUGGGUUACAACACAGGAGACGACAGGCUCUUUCUGGUAUCGCCGCUCAUCAUCUGCCACGAGAUCAACCAGAACAGCCCCUUCUGGGAGAUCUCACAGGCCCACCUGGCCAAGGAAGAGCUGGAAAUUGUUGUGAUCCUGGAGGGGAUGGUGGAGGCCACAGGUAUGACUUGCCAGGCAAGGAGCUCCUACGUCAGCAGUGAGAUUAAGUGGGGCUACCGCUUCACACCCGUCCUGACGCUGGAGGACGGCUUCUAUGAGGUGGACUACAACAGCUUCCACGAUAUCUACGAAACUGACACACCCACUUGCAGUGCCAAAGAACUCGCUGAUAUGGCCAACCGUGCCCGCCUACCCCUAACUUGGUCGCUGGCUAGUAAGCUGAGCCAGCAGGGGCUGCCAGAGUCUGAGCAGGAGGGUCAGGAGACCAAAACCACCCUGGACGACCAGGGGAAGACCGAGAAGACCGAGAGGAACGGGGACAUUGCCAACUUAGAGAGUGAGUCCAAAGUGUAGCGAGUGUAACAGGAGGCGUGAGGUUGAAAUGAGAUUAAUGGACCUGUACUGUAGGUCUCCCGCUGAGGUAGACCACCUUAAGGCGGAUCAUUGAGCACAGUAGACCAAGUAUCCCUGCACCACGAACCGCUUUUUCUCAGUGAUUCACAUUUACCCCAAAAACAAGAAAACACGUAGACAUGUGGCCCACCGCUGAACUGAAAACCCUCUGCGGCAAGUGCAUGUUUCAAAUAUAAUGUGAUGUCCUCCUGACAAGAUUCCUAUUAUUUUUUCUAUUAAGAUAUUCCUAGGGGCAUUUGCUAAGUAUUUUUGUAUAUACUACGAAAUGUUUUGAAUUCUCUGUUUUGUUGCAGUGUGAAUAUUUGACACGUUUGAUACUACUUCCUUUAGGUUAGUUCUGUAUACAUUCUCUGCCUUACUGUAUGUAUAAAGCUUUCAUUAUUUGUUUUUUCAGGAAUAUAUAAGCAUGUAUAAACAUUAUCUGCAGUUCAUUUAUCUUGUAUUCUGUAUAUACUGUAUAAUUAUAUUAUUAUUAUUAUUAUAAGGAAAACAUACAGUUCAAUGGAUGCAAACUCUAGUUUAAACCAAUGACAAAUUCUUCCCCAGAUGAUGAGUGUUUGUUGAAAGUAGUACUACACGAAGCCAUGACUUGCUGUUUACAGCUGACUGACUUCAGACAAUGGCCCUUUAAAAACUGCAUUUUGUCACUUUUGCACACUGGAGUCUAGGCUAGUGGUUGUUUGACUCUCCAGAAAUCCUUCAC
Messenger RNA from Archocentrus centrarchus (flier cichlid), 2200 nucleotides. RefSeq names its product potassium inwardly rectifying channel subfamily J member 6 (gene kcnj6). The transcript has 3 exons. NCBI's taxonomy places the organism in Eukaryota, Metazoa, Chordata, Actinopteri, Cichliformes, Cichlidae. Gene Ontology annotation, cellular component: plasma membrane. The coding region runs from base 190 to 1437 and encodes 415 amino acids. Gene Ontology annotation, biological process: potassium ion import across plasma membrane; regulation of monoatomic ion transmembrane transport. Gene Ontology annotation, molecular function: G-protein activated inward rectifier potassium channel activity. The record is from RefSeq and is a predicted model, not a curated record.